Papilio polytes (common Mormon) is the source of this 1157-nucleotide messenger RNA. Its product is annotated as pre-mRNA 3' end processing protein WDR33-like. Lineage: Eukaryota; Metazoa; Arthropoda; Insecta; Lepidoptera; Papilionidae. The coding region runs from base 102 to 1124 and encodes 340 amino acids. The transcript is spliced from 9 exons. The record is from RefSeq and is a predicted model, not a curated record.
UAAUCGAUAUGCAUAAAUAUCGAGUUAACGAGAACAUCACUAGUCGUUCGCAGGGGUACAGGAAAACGAACAUCGCGUCUUAAGACGCGCGCGUGGUGACAAUGUGGACGCUUUGUUAUUGCGUGGGUCUUAUAUUGGUGGGCGCGGCGGCGCGUACCUCCGUACACUACACACGUGACCCCCGGCUGACCUCUCAAAGACCUCUGCAACCGGUAACCGAUGGUAUAAGUGAUGAUGUACCGAUAUUGAAUUCUGGAAUGAAUAUUCACGAAAGCAGAACAGAUGAAGCUGAUAUCAAAGAUACGAUCCCCAUGUUCAGUUCUGGUAUGAAUAUUAAAAAACUUAACGACACUCAAGAAGGAAAUGACCUCAGUGUUAACGAUGAGAAAAAAACAAGUGAAGAAAAUGAUGAACAAUGGUUUUCAACGAAACCGGCUGUACUGGUAGACACAGAAACAGCAAAUAACGAAGUAGUCGAAGAUGAAAUCAACGUUCAGGUUAACGUGGAUACGGCGGCUGAAGUUUCAACUGAAAUAAGAAGACCUCAAAUUAAAUACAGCAAUGGCAAGAUAGAACGAAAUGGAAAAUUAAUAAUCAAAAUAAACGUCAAAACUAAUAAAGAUGAACCAAAACCACUUGACGGCGUCAAAGGUUCGUUUGAAAAAGAUCAAAACGAUUACGAUCAGAAAACUUGUGAUUGGUUGAACGAACUGAAAUCCGAAGCAAAUUCGAAUAACCCGAGAGGGCAGCGACAAUUCAACCGGCAACAAGGACCACAAGGACCACAGCGCUCUGUAGAACCGCAGGGAACUCUAGGACCGCAGCAAACUCUACCACAGCUAUCUGUAGAACCGCAGGGAGCUCUGCGACUGCAACGAACUCUACCACAAAACGCUUUAGAACCGCAAGGAACUCUACGACCGCACCGCACUCUACCGGAGCAUGCUCUAGGACCUCAAAGAGCUCUACGACCGCAGCGCAUUCUCCCGCAGAAUGCUCUAAAACCGCAGAGCUCUCAAGGACCACAGGAACCUCUAGAUUUACAUGGUUCUCUAAAACAGAAUGGUCGCCGACCACAGGGACUAAGACCACAGAACCAUCUUGAACCUCGCAAUUCUAAAUAAGUCCCCUUUCGAAAUACAAAAACAGGGUUAAUU